This is a messenger RNA of Drosophila bipectinata, 1469 nucleotides long. RefSeq lists its product as uncharacterized. Lineage: Eukaryota; Metazoa; Arthropoda; Insecta; Diptera; Drosophilidae. The record is from RefSeq and is a predicted model, not a curated record.
UAAAAAUAACAAUAAUUACAAAUAAAAAAUAAAAUUUAAAUUGUAGUUCCCUGGAAAGCUGAAAGUAUUUCCGAGUAUGAGUGACCUUAACGAGUGCGAACUGGACCGACACUUCAAGAGCCAACUGCGGGUGAUGGGCGAUGUGUACGUGAAUAUAAGUCGCGAGGACCUCGAGGUGAGCCAGCGCUGGUUGGAGCUCUUCCAGCAGGCGAAGCGCCAGGACAAGUACGCCCGCAACUGCCUGAUGCUGCUCAUGUAUGACCAGUUGAAAGAGUUGGGCCACCUGGAGACGCCCUUCCUAGACUUGGAAAACUUGCGCCUGCCACUGGAUGACGUCCUCAGCCAAUACGAGGGCAGGAAGGAGGAAGAUCAAGUCUCGGUCGCAAGAGAGGUCGCCGAGACUGACACCAAUGGUUCGGAGUGUGAUGCUGGUAGCAGCCGUUGUGGCUCCCAGGAAUGCACCUCCAACGUAGAUUUUCUGGAUGGAUUGUGCCCCGACUUUGAGUCCAUCAAACAGGCCAAUGCGGCUCUCCUCAACGAGAUUUCGUUGCUGCACUCCAAGGCGCUGGAGACGGAGAAGCUCUACAGAUGCCAGCACCAGCAGCUGGACAAAAAGCUGGCCGAGAAACCCAAGGUUACACAGCUGAACACCUGGCAGGAAAAGGUCUGGCAAUCGACAGUGCAAUCCAUAGGACGCCUCAACGAAUGGGCUAGUUCCGACUGUCCCUUCGACUUUGUGUCCUCCAUUUUGGGACCGUUCCUCAAGAAUGAACCGGAACUAAGCUCACAGCUGUACAAACUGGACCGGCAUUUCAAUGCAACGCUGAAAAAAUUGGUGUUCCAAGAGUGCGAUCGGCGGGAGGGCAAUGUACGCAUGCUGUACGAGCAGCUCAUCAUGGCUCAGAAGGAGUCCCAAAAAUUCAAGGACCACCAGAUGCAUAAAGCGCAGGAAGCUUUGAAGUUAGAGUUUAAAAAGCUACGUGUUCUCUCCGAGGAAUUGCAGAGACGGGAGGAGCUUACCCAAAGACAUCAAUCAGCUUCAGGGGAUCUAGACCUUUGCCAAUAUUGUCAGGUGGGAGCAAAGUCCCGAAGCAGGUCUUUACAUCCCCCCGACAGGCAAGGAUGCACCAGGGUAGGACCCUGCGAGAUCUGCGAGGAGAAAUCCAGCCCAACCAGGUUCAAAGAUGUGAUACGCAACAGUCGCAGGAAGUCUAUUUUCAACGAGGAUCUGGAAAAGUUCGCCGAAGGUCUAAGCGAUCUGUCCGAUGGAAAGGCCUAGUCCUGGUGCACCGUCUCCAAACACAGCACUUAUAAUACUCUUUAUAUAUAUAUUUUUACCGAUUUUUAGUUCGAAUCAAUACAUCGUUAAGUUGGUUUAAAAGUUCUGCCUGUUUCUCCUUCAUCCGACGGCUUCUUCCCUGUCAACUGCAAAACUUUUAAUGUAGUUUUAAUUUUCUCGUAAUCACGGA